AACACUGAAGCCGAUCGUGCAGCACGUUUUCCAAACCAAAAAAUCACCCCGAUUUUGAUGGAGUCUCGAGCGACAGUUGCAGCAAAUCGUGCAGAGGCACGGAAUUUCCCCACUACAUACAGCGAUGAUGACAGUGAUGAUGAAUACGAUGAAUACCGGAAACCGAAAGACCCCAAAACGUAA
This is a messenger RNA of Gongylonema pulchrum, 183 nucleotides long. The record is from the annotation of a GenBank genome assembly. Lineage: Eukaryota; Metazoa; Nematoda; Chromadorea; Rhabditida; Gongylonematidae.